AUGACCUCUAUUAUCCCAACUCCUCCGGUCACCCCAGCUUUAAAAUCAACUGGUGAUAGAUUAAUCACCCUGGAAUUACAAGAUGGUACCUUGUUACAAGGUUAUUCAUUCGGUGCUGAAAAAUCUACUGCCGGUGAAUUGGUCUUCCAAACUGGUAUGGUCGGUUAUCCAGAAUCCGUCACAGAUCCUUCCUAUGAGGGCCAAAUCUUGGUCAUUACAUACCCUUUGGUCGGUAAUUACGGUGUCCCUGAUACUUCUUUAGAAGAUGAGUUCGUAGAAGGUCUUCCAAGAUACUUUGAAAGUAACAGAAUUCAUAUUGCAGGUCUAGUAAUCUCUCAUUACACCGAAGAUUACUCUCACUGGCUUGCUAACUCCUCCUUAGGUCAAUGGCUGAAAAGAGAAGGCGUUCCUGCCAUGUAUGGUGUCGAUACUAGAAAUUUAACAAAACAUUUAAGAGAUUGUGGUUCUAUGUUGGGUAGAUUCGCUUUACAAAAACCAAAUACUGACUCAAUUCAAGCCACUUCUGUAUCGUGGAGAAAUUCAUUCGAUAUCCCUGAGUGGAUUAAUCCAAAUAUCGAAAACUUAGUAGCCAAAGUCUCCACUGCUAAACCAAAGUUAUACUUACCGCCAACUGACAAUAAAUUAGUUGAUUUACAGAAAGGUCCAGAUGGAAAAGUUUUAAGAAUUGUCGCCAUUGACGUAGGUAUGAAAUACAAUCAAAUACGUUGUUUCAUCAAAAGAGGUGUCGAAUUAAUGGUCGUCCCAUGGGAUUAUGAUUUCACCAAAGAAGAAUACGAUGGUCUUUUCAUUUCGAAUGGUCCUGGUGAUCCAUCUAUCCUUCACGAUUUAGCCGCAAGAUUACAAUCUGUUGUUGAAUCCAAGAAAACCCCCAUUUUCGGUAUCUGUUUAGGUCAUCAAUUAUUAGCUAGAGCAACUGGUGCUGAAACUACAAAAAUCAAAUUCGGUAAUCGUGGUCAUAAUAUCCCUUGUACCUCUACCAUCAGUGGCCGUUGUUAUAUUACAUCUCAAAACCACGGUUAUGCCGUUGAUGUCGAAACUUUAAAAGAUGGCUGGAAACCUUUGUUUGUCAACGCCAAUGACGGCACUAAUGAAGGUAUCUACCAUUCUAAAUUACCUUAUUUCUCUGUCCAAUUCCAUCCAGAAUCUACACCAGGUCCGAGAGAUACUGAAUUUUUAUUUGACGUCUUCAUCAAGGCUGUCAAAGAAUACAAAGAAAAUCAAAUCUUAAAGCCAAUUGAAUUCCCAGGUGGUUUAUUAGAAGACAAUAUCAGGGCCAAUCCAAGAGUUGAAGCAAAGAAGGUCCUUGUUCUAGGUUCGGGUGGUUUGUCCAUUGGUCAAGCAGGUGAAUUCGACUAUUCGGGUUCUCAAGCAAUCAAGGCUUUAAAGGAAGAAGGUAUUUACACUAUUUUAAUCAAUCCUAAUAUCGCUACCAUUCAAACUUCUAAAGGUCUUGCUGACAAGGUCUAUUUCUUACCAGUUACUGCAGAAUUCGUCAGAAAGGUCAUUUUGCAUGAACGUCCUGAUGCCAUUUAUGUUACGUUUGGUGGCCAAACUGCUCUAUCUGUCGGUAUCGAAUUGAAAGAUGAAUUUGAAGCCCUAGGUGUUAAGGUCUUAGGUACACCAAUUGAUACCAUUAUUACCACCGAAGAUCGUGAAUUAUUCGCUAAUGCCAUUGAUGAAAUCAAUGAAAAAUCCGCCAAGUCCCAAGCUGCUAGUUCCAUAGAUGAAGCUUUAGCUGCUGUAAAAGAAAUUGGUUUCCCAGUUAUCGUUCGUGCCGCCUAUGCACUUGGUGGUCUUGGUUCCGGUUUCGCUAACAAUGAAGAGGAAUUAAUUGAUCUUUGUAACGUUGCAUUUGCAUCAUCUCCUCAAGUUCUUGUUGAAAAAUCCAUGAAGGGUUGGAAAGAAGUUGAGUACGAAGUUGUUCGUGAUGCUUUUGAUAACUGUAUUACUGUAUGUAACAUGGAAAACUUUGAUCCAUUAGGUAUUCACACAGGUGAUUCUAUUGUUGUCGCUCCUUCUCAAACACUUUCAGAUGAAGAAUAUAACAUGUUAAGAACAACUGCUGUUAACGUCAUCAGACAUCUUGGUGUGGUCGGUGAAUGUAACAUUCAAUAUGCUUUGAAUCCAUUUUCAAAGGAAUAUUGUAUCAUUGAAGUGAACGCUCGUUUAUCCCGUUCAUCUGCCUUAGCUUCUAAAGCCACUGGUUACCCAUUAGCUUACACUGCUGCUAAAUUAGGUUUGAAUAUUUCAUUAGACAAGGUCAAGAAUGCUAUCACAAGAUCUACCUGUGCUUGUUUUGAACCAUCAUUAGAUUACUGUGUUGUUAAAAUGCCAAGAUGGGAUUUAAAGAAAUUCUCAAGAGUCUCUACCCAAUUAUCUUCUUCUAUGAAAUCUGUUGGUGAAGUGAUGAGUAUUGGUAGAACAUUCGAAGAAGCGAUUCAAAAAGCUAUCAGAUCUAUUGAGUACUCAAAUUUUGGUUUCAACGAAACUGAGCUUGAAGCUGAAGUUGAUGAUGAAUUGUUGAAUCCAUCCGAUUUAAGAAUCUUUGCCAUUGCUAAUGCUUUCGGUAAAUUAGGUUAUUCUGUUGAACAAGUUUGGGAAAUGACUAGAAUUGAUAAGUGGUUUUUGACAAAACUAUACGACUUAAUUCAAUUUUCUAAAGGUGUUUCUAGAAUCGGCAGCAUUGAAGAAUUACCGGCUGAAGUUUUAAAACAAGCUAAACAACUUGGGUUUGAUGAUAGACAAGUCGCCAAAUUCCUAAACUCCAAUGAAGUUGCUAUCCGUCGUCUAAGAAAGGAAUUUGGUAUUACUCCUUUUGUAAAACAAAUUGAUACUGUGGCAGCAGAAUUUCCUGCUCAUACAAACUACUUAUACAUGACCUACAAUGCCUCUGCACAUGAUGUUGAAUUUAACGAUAAUGGUGUUAUGGUGUUAGGUUCCGGCGUCUACCGUAUCGGUUCUUCUGUGGAAUUCGAUUGGUGUGCGGUCACUGCAGUUAGAACAUUACGCGCUAAUAACUUCAGAACUAUUAUGGUCAAUUACAAUCCAGAAACCGUUUCUACUGACUACGACGAAGCUGAUAGACUUUACUUCGAAACAAUCAACCUUGAAAGGAUCUUGGAUAUCUAUGAAGCUGAAAGCUCACAUGGUGUUGUCGUGUCUAUGGGUGGUCAAACAUCUAAUAAUAUUGCUAUGUCAUUACAUCGUGAAAACGUGAAGAUUUUGGGUACAUCUCCGGAUAUGAUUGACUCUGCAGAAAAUCGUUACAAGUUUUCGCGUAUGUUGGAUCAAAUCGGUGUUGAUCAACCAGCCUGGAAAGAGUUGACUUCAAUGGAUGAAGCUGAAAAGUUCGCUCAAAAGGUUGGGUAUCCUGUUUUAGUCCGUCCAUCGUAUGUUUUAUCAGGUGCUGCAAUGAACACUGUUUACUCCAAGAAUGAUUUGGAAUCUUUCCUAAACCAAGCUGUAGAAGUUUCUCGUGACUAUCCUGUCGUCAUUACAAAAUAUAUUGAAAAUGCCAAGGAAAUUGAAAUGGAUGCUGUUGCAAGAAACGGUGAGUUAGUUAUGCAUGUUGUUUCCGAGCAUGUUGAAAAUGCAGGUGUUCAUUCUGGUGACGCAACUUUAAUUGUUCCACCUCAAGAUUUAGCAAAAGAAACUGUCGAUAGAAUUGUGGUUGCAACUGCUAAGAUUGGUAAAGCUUUGAAAAUUACAGGUCCAUACAACAUUCAAUUCAUUGCUAAGGAUAAUGAGAUCAAGGUUAUUGAAUGUAACGUUCGUGCUUCUCGUUCUUUCCCAUUCAUUUCCAAGGUUGUUGGUGUCAAUUUAAUUGAAUUGGCAACGAAGGCCAUUAUGGGCUUACCAUUUGAUCCUUACCCUGUAGAGAAAUUACCAGAUGAUUAUGUUGCUGUUAAAGUUCCACAAUUUUCUUUCUCACGUUUAGCUGGCGCUGAUCCUGUUUUAGGUGUGGAAAUGGCUUCCACUGGUGAAGUUGCUACUUUUGGUCAUUCCAAAUAUGAAGCUUAUUUGAAGUCCCUGCUAGCAAGUGGUUUCAAAUUGCCAAAGAAAAAUAUUCUUUUAUCUGUCGGUUCCUUUAAGGAAAAGCAGGAAUUGUUACCAUCUAUCCAAAAGCUAUACAAUAUGGGUUACAAGUUAUUUGCAACUGCUGGUACUGCGGAUUUUAUUACAGAACAUGGUAUGGCUGUCCAAUACUUGGAAGUUUUGAAUAGUGAAGAUAAUGAAAAGUCAGAAUACUCCUUGACACAACAUUUAGCAAAUAAUAACAUCGAUUUGUACAUCAAUUUACCAUCUGCUAAUAGAUUUCGUCGUCCAGCUUCUUAUGUUUCUAAGGGUUACAAGACUCGUCGUAUGGCUAUUGAUUAUUCUGUUCCUCUUGUUACUAAUGUGAAAUGUGCUAAACUUUUGAUUGAAGCCCUAUCUAGAAAUUUGACACUGGAUGUUUCGGAGCGUGAUGCACAGACCUCUCAUAGAACUGUUACUAUCCCAGGUUUGAUCAACAUUUCUACUUAUGUUCCUAACAUUUCCAAUAUUGUUCAAGGUCCUCCAGAAUUGAAAGAGACCUCUCGUUUAUUCUUAGAAUCAGGUUUCACAUUCUGUCAAAUCAUGCCAAGGGCUGCAAGAGGACCUGUUAUUGUUGACGGUCUAUCAUUAAAAGCUGCUUCUGCUGCAUCAGAUGGUGCUUCAUACACGAAUUUCUGUUUCACUGUCGCUGGUACUUUGAAUAACACAAGCACAGUGGUGGAAACUGUUGAUACGGUUAGUGCAUUAUUUUUACCACAUCAUGAAUUAAAGAACAAAGUCACUCAGGUUGCUACUCUACUAAAGAAUUGGCCAAGUCACAGGCAAGUUAUUGCUGAAGCAAAAACUUCCGAUUUGGCCUCAGUCCUUCUAUUAGCCUCCUUACAAAAUAGACCUAUCCAUAUUACUGGUGUUUCAAACAAGGAAGAUUUAUCCCUAAUCAUGACCGUUAAGGAAAAGGAUCCAAGAGUCACCUGUGAUGUUAACGUUUAUUCUAUGUUCAUCACUCAAGAACAAUAUCCAGAAGGUGUCUUCCUACCAUGUGAUGAUGAUGUUGAAUUUUUCUGGGAACAUUUAGAUGCCAUUGAUGCAUUCUCAGUUGGUGCUCUUCCAACUGCCUUGGCUACUAUUACAGGCAACAAGGUUGAUGUCGGUUUAGGUAUUAAAGAUGCAUUGCCAUUAUUACUAUCUGCUGUUGAACAAGGCAAGUUGACAAUUCAAGACAUCGUCACCCGUUUACAUGAUAAUCCAGUCAAGAUUUUCAACUUCCCAAAGCAAGAUGCGGUUGUAGAAAUUGAUUUAGACUACCUGUUCAAUCACACAAAGAGAUGGUCUCCAGUAUCAAAGACCAAGUUAACGGGUGGUAUUGAACGUGUUAUUAUAAAUAAUGAAACUGUAGUUUUAAGUGGUGAGCUUAUUGCAUUGAAUCCUACUGGGGAAUGCAUUGUUAAAGAAGCGACUGUAGAGGCGGCUAAUGAACAACCAACGAAAAGAGGAUUCUCAACUACAGCUGAAAAGCCAAAAAUUUUCGAUAGUGUUGAGCUUGCUGAAGAGGCAAUCAUUGAGCCACCUUUAGAACAAAGAUUGAUGUCUUCUAAACCACCAAGAGAGUUAACAACUGCAACAGCAAUUCAAUCCUUAAUCCGUGGAAACAAUCCAUUCAAGGGUAGACAUAUCUUAUCCAUCAAACAAUUCAGUCGUUCAGAUUUCCAUGCAUUAUUUGCUGUCGCUCAAGAAAUUAAAGCCGCAGUUGCAAGGGAAGGUGUCUUGAACUUAAUGAGAGGACAUGUCUUAACCACAAUCUUUUAUGAACCAUCUACCCGUACUAACUCUUCUUUCAUCGCAGCUAUGGAACGUCUAGGUGGUAGAGUUGUGAACAUCAAUCCAAAUGUUUCUUCUGUUAAAAAGGGUGAAACUUUACAAGAUACAAUCAGAACCCUAGCUUGCUACACUGAUGCUAUUGUUAUGCGUCAUCCAGAUGAAAUGUCCGUUCAUAUUGCAGCUAAAUAUUCUCCAGUCCCAAUUAUCAACGGUGGAAAUGGUUCUCGUGAACAUCCAACUCAAGCAUUCCUUGACUUAUACACCAUCCGUGAAGAAAUCGGUACAGUCAAUGGUAUCACAGUUACAUUCAUGGGUGAUUUGAAGCAUGGUAGAACUGUUCAUUCCUUAUGUCGUCUAUUAAUGCAUUAUCAAGUUAGAAUCAAUUUGGUUUCACCAGCAGAAUUGAGAUUACCAGAAUCAUUGAGGGAAGAAUUGUACAAUGCAGGUAUGUUAGGAGAAGAAAGUAAAGAAUUAACCCCAGAAAUCAUUUCCAAGUCUGAUGUCUUAUACUGCACUAGGGUACAAGAAGAAAGAUUCAAGAACAGGGAAGAUUACGAACGCUUAAAGGACGUUUACGUUGUUGACAACAAGAUUCUUGCUCACGCCAAGGAAAACAUGGCUAUCAUGCAUCCAUUGCCUAGAGUCAAUGAAAUUAAGGAAGAAGUCGACUAUGACCAUCGUGCAGCUUACUUCAGACAAAUGAAGUACGGUUUAUACGUCAGAAUGGCGCUCUUAGCAAUGGUUUUAGGAGUUGACCAAUAA
Messenger RNA from Kazachstania africana CBS 2517, 6636 nucleotides. RefSeq names its product bifunctional carbamoylphosphate synthetase/aspartate transcarbamylase (gene URA2). Gene Ontology annotation, biological process: L-glutamine metabolic process; L-citrulline biosynthetic process; 'de novo' pyrimidine nucleobase biosynthetic process. Gene Ontology annotation, cellular component: cytosol; cytoplasm. NCBI's taxonomy places the organism in Eukaryota, Fungi, Ascomycota, Saccharomycetes, Saccharomycetales, Saccharomycetaceae. The coding region runs from base 1 to 6636 and encodes 2211 amino acids. Gene Ontology annotation, molecular function: dihydroorotase activity; aspartate carbamoyltransferase activity; metal ion binding. The transcript has a single exon. The record is from RefSeq and is a predicted model, not a curated record.